Lasiosphaeria miniovina is the source of this 975-nucleotide messenger RNA. Its product is annotated as heterokaryon incompatibility protein-domain-containing protein. The record is from RefSeq and is a predicted model, not a curated record. The annotation marks the transcript as partial. The transcript has a single exon. NCBI's taxonomy places the organism in Eukaryota, Fungi, Ascomycota, Sordariomycetes, Sordariales, Lasiosphaeriaceae.
GAACCGCUAAUCCGAUACUCUUACCAGCCUCUCCCGUCAAAGGACCGCAUCCGCCUCCUCCACCUCGACCCCUCGGAUGACCGAACAGCGCCCAUCACCAUCACCAUCUCCGAGCACCGGCUCAGUGAAGCACCCACAUAUGACGCCCUCUCCUACGCAUGGGGUGAUGUCGAUGACAUGCACGAUAUCGUCGCCCUCGACGGAUCAACCGCGCGCCGUGUCCUGCCUGUCACCAAAAACUGCCACUCGGCCCUUCGCCGGCUGCGGCUCCCAGACUCGCAGCGCGCCCUCUGGGUCGACGCCGUGUGCAUCAACCAGGACGACAUCUCCGAGCGCAACGCGCAGGUGGCGCUGAUGGGCGGCAUCUACCGCGACGCAACGCGGGUCGUUGUCGACGUCGGCGAGACGUCCGACUCGAGCGACGCCGCCAUCGACUUCAUUGCGCGCUACAGCCGCGACCCCGGCACCGGAACCAUCUUGUUCAACAUGACGGGCGGGCUCGGCAUCCGCAGCGCCAUCGGCGACUUCUAUCGCCGCCCGUGGUUCACGCGCGUCUGGGUACUGCAGGAGGUGUUCAUGGCGCGCCGAGAGACGGCCCAGCUGCUGUGCGGCGACCGUCUCGUCGACUGGGCCGUGUUCCGCCCGUUCAAGAUCUGGGUCGACUCCCGGCCGGCCUGGGAGACGGAGCACUGGCACGUAGCCCUCCCGACACUGGUCCCGCAAUCCCUCGUCAUCGGCAACCGCCACGGGCGCCAGCAUAGCGGCGGCCAGGACUUUUUGGCGCUGCUCUGCAAGGUACGCAGCUGCCUGUCCACGGAUCCACGCGACAAGGUCUUUGCGCUGCUCUCCAUGUUCGACUUUGGCCCGGACGACAAGGACAGGAUCGUGGCCGACUACGGGAAGUCGGCUGCACAGGUCUACGUCGAAGCUGCCGCGUGGCUUCUCCCGAGGGUUGGCCUCGCCUUCUUGUCGUGC